This is a messenger RNA of Nicotiana tabacum (common tobacco), 1155 nucleotides long. The record is from RefSeq and is a predicted model, not a curated record. NCBI's taxonomy places the organism in Eukaryota, Viridiplantae, Streptophyta, Magnoliopsida, Solanales, Solanaceae.
AGCAGUGGGGAAAGAGAAGAGAGAGAGAGAGAGAGAGAGUGAGGGAGGGAGUUUCAGAGUUUUCGUCGCCGUUUUUGUUCAAACUUCGGAUUGUUUGAAGAUUAAUUUUUCAGUAAUUUUUAUUAGAAGAAAAUGGUGGUGGAGGGAAAGGAUAAGCUAUCGUCACAGUGGUGGUGGUUUGACAUUCAGAAGAAGAGCACUCCAAAUCGUUCGCCGUGGCUUCACUCAACUCUGGCCGAACUAGAUGAGAAGACAGAGGCCAUGCUGAGGCUAGUUGAACAAGAUGCUGAUUCCUUCGCCCAAAGAGCAGAGAUGUAUUACAAGAAGCGACCGCAGCUCAUUAACAUGGUUGAGGAAUUCUACAGGGCCCAUCGGUUGUUGGCUGAGAAGUAUGAUCAAAUCAAGUGUGAAUCUGGUACUCGCCUUUUAACACCGUGGAUGUCUCCGUUGUCUUUCACCAAGUAUCCUCAAGAGAAAUUGAUGAGGAGCUCCACGGAAAAAUCCUAUGACAGUUAUUCAGAAACCUUUGAUCCUGAGUCUGAGUUAUCCGAUGAUAUGUCUGAGGUCGAGGAUCCUGACUUAGAAGAAGAAGAAAUACAGACUCCCCGACCAGGGAAGGAAACAGUGGAGGUAUCAAGUGGCUUUUGCGUCAACAAUGAUGAAGUACUGAAGCUGAAGGAAGAAAUUGAGAGGCUGAAAGAAGAGAGCAAAGUGCAGCAGGAGCUUCUAAUGCAGAAAGAUGAAGAGAAAAGAGAGGUCAUCAGACAACUCAGUUUAGCUGUGGAUUUGCUGAGGGAGGAAAAUGUUAUGCUGAGAAAGAGUGUUGCUAAGGCAUCUCCAAAGAAGGAAAGUCUUUGUAUUGAGCUCAAGACAUCAAAACAAGAGGGGUUUUGGAAGAGGCUCUUCAAUUGAUCUACUUAGUCAGAGGCUGCGAAUUGAAUGAUACUGUAGUUUUGUUGUUUGUACAAUUGCUUCAUUCUUUAUACUCUUGUUGUUGUCUAGAAGCAGUGAUAUAGUUAAUGUAUGUAGGAUUUUGAAGUACUCUUAUUACAUUUGCUAUUCUAGUACUCCUAAGUCAUUCUUGAUGUUAUUAUGGUAAGAACAAUUUGUUGUAGUAUCGUAAUAUAUAAAGUAUUAAGUACAGUUUUUCAUUCA